AAGAUGGCGGCGGCCGCGGGCUGGGCGCUGCUGGCCCUGGCGCUGUGUGUGAGCGCGACGGCCGCGACCGGCGGCUCCGAGGGGAAGCGGCGGGAGGGGCCGCCCAAGAAGAAGGACAUUCGGGACUACAACGACGCGGACAUGGCCCGGCUGCUGGAGCAGUGGGAGAAAGAUGAUGACAUUGAAGAGGGAGAUCUCCCUGAACACAAGAGGCCUCCAGCACCAAUAGAUUUUUCAAAAAUAGAUCCAGGCAAACCUGAAAGCAUCCUGAAGCUGACAAAGAAGGGGAAGACUUUGAUGAUGUUUGUCACAGUGUCGGGAGAUCCCACAGAAAAGGAGACAGAAGAAAUCACCAGCCUGUGGCAGGGCAGCCUCUUCAACGCAAACUACGACGUGCAGAGGUUUAUUGUUGGCUCCAAUCGGGCCAUUUUCAUGCUGCGGGAUGGUGGCUACGCCUGGGAGAUCAAAGACUUCCUGAUAAAUCAGGAAAGGUGUGCAGAUGUUACUCUGGAAGGUCAGGUUUAUCCUGGCAAAGGAGCAGAUGGAAGUGAGAAAGUGAAAAACAAAACAAAACCUGAAAAAGCAAAGAAGAAAAAAGACGCAGAGAAGAAAUCUAACGGCGUCAAAGAGGACAACCGAGCAACCAAGCAGAGAGAGGAGCUAUGACAGCCACGGUGCCCAGACUGAGUCCUGCUCUGCUGCUCCUUGAAGGGAAUCUGCUGAGGAGUCCUGGCCUUUGG
Sturnus vulgaris (Common starling) is the source of this 740-nucleotide messenger RNA. It is a transcript of the gene MESD, whose product is annotated as mesoderm development LRP chaperone. Lineage: Eukaryota; Metazoa; Chordata; Aves; Passeriformes; Sturnidae. Gene Ontology annotation, molecular function: low-density lipoprotein particle receptor binding. Gene Ontology annotation, biological process: protein folding. The record is from RefSeq and is a predicted model, not a curated record.